Messenger RNA from Penicillium olsonii, 1488 nucleotides. Lineage: Eukaryota; Fungi; Ascomycota; Eurotiomycetes; Eurotiales; Aspergillaceae. The record is from the annotation of a GenBank genome assembly.
AUGCAGCGGCUUUUCAAUUUUACUCAAAUAUUCUUCUUUUCACUUACUUAUUUGUCGAGCUGGGAGACCCAGGCCCUUGCGGUUCUCACAAAUGGAGGCCCCGAGGCUCUGGCCUGGGGAAUUUUGAUCGUGGUAUGUGGCGCAAUGGCUCAAUCGGCAUCUCUGGCCGAGAUGGCCUCCAUGCAGCCAGUUGCCGGGGCUCAAUAUCACUGGACACAUUAUCUGGCGCCACCCAAUCAGAAAAGGUUUAUCACAUGGAUGCAAGGAUGGAUAACCUGGUUUGCAUGGAUAUCCACACUUGCCGGUGUGGCUAAUACCACAGCGACAAUGAUCCAAGGGCUAGCAAGUGUGAACUACCCUGGCUAUGAGCCAAAGCAGUGGCACCUCACUCUGAUAAUCAUCGGUAUGCUUGUCGUUGAAGCCCUGAUGAACAUGUAUACAUUUUGGCUCAUCCCAUGGAUUGAGAUGCUCGCUGGUAUCUUGCACAUAUGCCUUCUUGUUGUUUUCCUGGUGGUCUUUACAUGCCUGGCGCCUCGUCAUACACCGGAAUUUGUCUUUUUAAGAACGCAGAGUAGCUCUGGCUGGACACCUUUCCCGGCAUGGAAUAUUGGACUAUUAACCCCUGUCUGGGGUUUCGUUGGUGAGGACUACCCUGGCUUGAACAUGGAGAUAUCGCUAACUUUCCUAGGUUUUGAUGGCGCCGUUCACAUGAGUGAAGAAGUAAGACGAGCAAAACAGGCCGUUCCUCGAUCGAUCUUCUACACUGUCGUCACAAAUGGUGUUCUUGCCUAUGCAAUGGUAGUCUGCAUGCUGUUCACAAUGGGCUCGGUAGAAGAGGCGCAGAAGUCAAGCUUCCCCAUUAUCGAAAUCUGUCGUCAGGCAACCGGCUCAGUCAAAGCUGCUACAGCAAUGGUGAGCGGUCUGCUUGUCAUUUCGCUUUCGGUGAAUCUCGCCAGUAUCGCUUCUGUUUCGCGACUCACCUGGGCAUGGGCUCGUGAUGGAGCUCUACCGCAAUGGUUCGCAUUUAUUGAUCGAAAACAUAAUGUCCCAAUACGUGCUGUUUGGCUCCCGGUGCUUGUCGUCAUGGUUCUAGCAUGCUUGAAUAUCGCAAGCUCGGCAGCCUUCGGUGCGUUUGUUGCGCUCGGAUCCAUUGGUCUUUUUGUUUCUUAUUUCAUUGCCAUUGGUUGCAUGGUCCACAAUCGCUUUCAAGUCGAUGCUGCAACAUUUGGAAAUUGGAAUAUGGGACGUUUGGGUCUUCCUGUCAAUGUUUUUGCAUUGGUUUACACUGCUUGGGCUACGGUGUGGCUAGCCUUUCCUUCGACAUUGCCAGUGACCGGUUCAAACAUGAACUAUGCAGCGCCUAUAUUCGGUGCUACUACGCUAUUCGCUGUUGUGCAUUGGUUCGUUAAAGGACGCACUAAUUGGGAAGGAUUGAACAAAGAAACUAUCCGGCUAGUGGUUGAAGGAGGAGAGCUGCAGUUAAAAUAA